This is a messenger RNA of Salvelinus namaycush (lake trout), 2561 nucleotides long. Its product is annotated as serine/threonine-protein kinase MARK2-like. The record is from RefSeq and is a predicted model, not a curated record. The annotation marks the transcript as partial. The transcript is spliced from 13 exons. Gene Ontology annotation, biological process: protein phosphorylation; intracellular signal transduction; microtubule cytoskeleton organization. Gene Ontology annotation, cellular component: cytoplasm. Gene Ontology annotation, molecular function: ATP binding; protein serine/threonine kinase activity; tau-protein kinase activity. Lineage: Eukaryota; Metazoa; Chordata; Actinopteri; Salmoniformes; Salmonidae.
CGAUUGUGUGCAUAGGCUCCAUUUGCUAGUGCCACUCGGGCGCAGCUCACUCGCUCGUUCGUUGACACGCAAAAACACUGUUGCCAAUUUAAUCGAUUUUACAACUUGAGGAUUUCUUCAGCCGCUCUCACGGAAAUAAACACCGUAUGCAGGGAUCGGACAGCGCAGGGCUGCAGUGCAGCAUUUGAAACGACCGUAUUCAAAUCACGCAAUCGGGAAGAGAUUUCCGUGGAUUUUAAAUUUUGGAGAAUGUUCAGUUGCUAGCUAGCUGGCUCCAGCUCGAAAGCACAAAUCCACAAGUAUACAUGGGCUAAUCAACAGUUUUGAUUUCCUUGCUAGCUAGCACACUAACGUUUUAUUAGGCACGGUGGUGGUUUAGUUACCCGGGUAUUGGAGAAUAACGUCGAGUGUCUAUUUUUAUAAUCAACGGUGCUGGCUAGCUAGCCCGAAAGCUUUAUUUAUAUAUAUAACGUUAUAUACGUCAACGAAGGUCAGGGUUCGAGCGUGGGUCUAACUUGGCCUGAAGUUGAAGUCCUCGGAUUUUAUUUUAACACUUCCAUAACGUUACCUGUGAGAUUUCCGCUAACGUUAGUUGUCAUUGAAUGAAAACCGAGCUAACUAGGUUAUUAGCUAGCUUGCUGUAGCCUUGACACUGCACUGAUAACUUUCGCUUAGAAUGUGUGCUUCCUCAAAUGUAGCCACUACUAGCCGAGGUUAAUGUGUAUUUUUUUUGUACUUUGCAUUUAUUAAUGCGAACUGUAGCUAACUAGACAACUCAUAGCUAACGUUAAUGCUGGUGGCUAGCCAUCUGAGACAUAUUUGCUAGCUUGUGUUGCCGGCAGAAAUAGUAUUACCCAGUGAGUUCAAACGGUUGAACUCUGGACCCCCUAUUUUCCACCCCUGUGUUGACAUGGGAAACAUACUUGUGCGCUAGCUGUCUGGCUAGCUAAUUUAGCGGCUAAUGAAGGAAUCAACUUGUUGAUCACACAGCGUGUGUGUCUAACACAGCUAGCUAGUAGACGGUGGUUUUACCACUGCUAGCUAAAUGAACACAAGAUCCUGAAACUAUUUUUAUUCGUCUUCCCCUCUACACUUAUUUUCUACAACAUCCCUGAAAAUGUCGGCCAGGACGCCAUUGUUGGCCGUCAUUGAAAAUUCGUCAGGUGGCCAGGACACCAAGGCGGGGGGCCGUCCCAGCAUGCCGCGAUGUCGGAACUCGGUUGCCACGACGGCGGAGGAGACCCCUCACAUCGGUAACUAUCGGUUGCUGAAGACCAUUGGCAAGGGCAACUUCGCUAAAGUCAAACUGGCACGCCACGUCCUCACCGGGAAAGAGGUGGCUGUUAAGAUUAUUGAUAAAACACAACUCAACUCUUCCAGUCUGCAGAAACUCUUCCGAGAAGUGAGAAUCAUGAAGCUGUUGAAUCAUCCUAACAUAGUGAAGUUAUUUGAGGUGAUCGAGACGGAGAAGACAUUGUACCUGGUCAUGGAGUAUGCCAGUGGAGGCGAGGUGUUUGAUUACCUGGUCGCUCACGGGAGGAUGAAAGAAAAGGAGGCGCGUGCCAAAUUCAGACAGAUCGUGUCAGCGGUCCAGUACUGUCACCAGAAGUGUAUUGUCCACAGAGAUCUGAAGGCUGAGAACCUACUCCUGGACUCUGACAUGAACAUCAAGAUAGCAGACUUUGGCUUCAGUAAUGAGUUCGUAAUGGGCAGUAAGCUGGACACGUUCUGUGGUUCUCCUCCCUACGCCGCCCCAGAGCUGUUCCAGGGGAAGAAGUACGACGGGCCAGAGGUGGACGUCUGGAGCCUGGGGGUCAUCCUGUACACGCUGGUGUCAGGGUCGCUGCCCUUCGAUGGACAGAACCUCAAGGAGUUGAGAGAGCGCGUGUUGAGGGGGAAGUAUCGUAUUCCGUUCUACAUGUCUACAGACUGUGAAAACCUACUGAAGAAGUUCCUGAUCCUCAACCCCACCAAGAGAGGCAGCCUGGAGCAGCAGAUAAUGAAGGAUAGGUGGAUGAAUGUGGGUCAUGAUGAGGAGGAGUUGAAACCGUACAUAGAGCCCAUGCCUGACUACAAGGACCCCAAGAGAACAGAGAUCAUGAUUCAGAUGGGUUACUCCAUGGAGGAGGUGCAGGACUCGCUGGUCAACCAGAAAUACAACGAAGUCAUGGCCACGUAUCUACUACUGGACUACACAAACCACGAGCUGGAUGAGGGUAUCAUUAAGCCCCGCACAGGAAAUGAACUCUCGAAAAGUAGCGCCCCGUCCCCGCCCAGCAAGGUACAGCGCAGCGUAUCGUCCAACCAGAAACCUCGCAGAGCCACUGACCAGGGGUCUUCUGCCAGGGGGCGUGGUCAGGGGGACAACAAGGAGGAUUCUGGGAGGAAAGGAUCUGGCAGCUCGGCCAAAGUUUUGACCAGCCCGCUGGUCUCUGACCGCAAAAAGAGUGCCACACCCUCUACCGUGAGCACACACUCCACUCCACUCUACACCACGCCACUCUACACCACUCUAUACCACUUCACACCACACCACUCUACACCACUCUAUACCACACCAC